AAUCGACGCGAGUUUAUAUAUAAACUAGAGACGACCCGGACCCGGACCCGGACCCCACAACAGUUGCAAAUAGAGAGAAAGAGAGUUUUCAUUGUUUCAAAAAAUUAAAAUCAAUCUCACAAAAACCUCUUUGCGAUUCCCCGUUGGCUCUCUCUCACAGUCACAUCCCACACAGAUCUCUCUUUCUCCUUCUUCUUCUUCCUCCCAUGGAUCCCGCUUCUUCUUCUUCUUCUUCUUCUUCUUCUACAAAUCAGCGCAACCGAAUCGUCUCUUCUGGGGAACGACCAGUGAUGGCGGUUAAUGGCGUUAACCAGCAGGUGAAUAUUGUAUCUUCUUCUUCGUCUUCCAUUACUCCUUCUCCUGGUCCUGCUCCAUAUUUCAAUGUCCUUCAACCCCCUACUAAUGUCUAUCAUUACGAUUGGGAUGUUACAAGUCCUGGGUAUGCACAAAGCAUCAACAGUUGGGAUGGAUAUUCACAGUAUGCUACUAACCCUGAAGGCAUGCAUGUGCCACAGAUUGUUUACAAUGACAGUUCAUCUGUUAUGUACCACCCUGGUUAUGGCUUCAACCCUUAUACAUCUAUGAUGAUGGAGGGCCAAAUCCCAGUCUCCCCUGCCUUUUACCAACCUUACGGUGCACCUUCUGCUACGUAUUAUACUCCCUCAGAUAUUGACCCAUCAUCUGCUUUUAUGAUUCCUUUUGGUCAAUAUGGUGGAGCCAAUUUUCCUGGGAAUCAAGGGGACAACUCUUUUACAUCUCCUAUACCUUAUCCUCAGACGAUGGGUAUACUUGGCCCAUAUGACCAGAAUGCUUCACAGGUGACUUUGCAUGGGAGUGGAGUUGCUUCAAGCUCGUCUUUGGGAGGUUAUUAUCAUGUAGGAUCUUACCAGAAUCCUAGCUCUAUCGCCCCAUAUUAUGGAGCUGAUAAUCGAGUCAGAGUAACCCCUGACAUAGGCAAAAGGCGAGAGAGGGAGCAGGGCCCUAUAUCUACCACCAAUGAUCUGUAUGGUAAUCGAGGACCACGGUCAUCAAGCCGGGUAAAGAGCAAGAUCAGCUCCAAACCUGGCUCUACUACUGAUGAUUCAACGAGUGAUUCAAGUACAGCUGGACCAAAUCCCAGUUUGUACAACCAUCCAGAAUUUGUGACAGAAUAUAUGAACGCCAAAUUCUUUAUCGUCAAGUCAUUUAGUGAAGACAAUGUCCACAGGAGUAUCAAAUACAAUGUCUGGGCCAGCACACCGCAUGGCAACAAAAAACUAGAUACGGCUUAUCGAGAGGCUGAGAAGAUGGGUGGGAAGUGCCCAAUCUUUCUGUUCUUCUCGGUAAAUGCUAGUGGACAAUUCUGUGGGGUCUCCGAAAUGGUCGGACCUGUAGACUUUGAAAAGGAUGCUGGUUACUGGCAGCAAGACAGGUGGAGUGGGCAGUUCCCAGUGAAAUGGCAUAUUGUGAAAGAUGUACCGAAUAACCGAUUUAGUCAUAUUCUUUUACAAAACAAUGAGAACAAGCCGGUGACACACAGCCGAGACUCGCAGGAGGUGAAGCUACGUCAGGGGAUUGAGAUGCUAAGAAUCUUCAAAGAAUAUGAGGCACAUACAUCGAUCCUCGAAGAUUUCGGCUACUAUGAUAUGAGAGAGAGGCAGAAGAUGGGAGGAGAAGAUGGAACGAAGAAAGAAGCUGGGGAACAAGAGACAUCAGUGGAGCAGCUAUCAGAGCGUCUUCAAGCUGUCACAGUAGAAGAUGGAAAGGAGGGGAAAAAGGAAGAGUUAAUAACUGAUUGAUAUAGUAAGUAGAAGGAGACAUUCUUUUUGGUAACAAUAAGCAAUUGGGGUUCUCUGUUUUUCCAUUCGGGUGGGGUUGGGGUGCUUGUAUACUAAAAAAAAAAGGCAAGGAUGAAAAGAAAAAAUCCAAUUCCUUGUAGGGGUUUGUCAGCAAUUGUGACUAUUGUAGCAUUAUGCGGAAACGGCGCCGUUUUCAAAAAAAAAGUUGGUAUCAUUCAUUGGUGCUCCUUGUCAUUCA
Molecule: messenger RNA, 2016 nt
Organism: Camelina sativa (false flax)
Lineage: Eukaryota; Viridiplantae; Streptophyta; Magnoliopsida; Brassicales; Brassicaceae
Product: YTH domain-containing protein ECT4
Biological process (GO): mRNA destabilization
Cellular component (GO): cytoplasm
Molecular function (GO): mRNA binding
Source: RefSeq, a predicted model, not a curated record